Molecule: messenger RNA, 870 nt
Organism: Nycticebus coucang (slow loris)
Lineage: Eukaryota; Metazoa; Chordata; Mammalia; Primates; Lorisidae
Gene: WBP2NL
Product: WBP2 N-terminal like
Exons: 7
Biological process (GO): positive regulation of DNA-templated transcription
Cellular component (GO): nucleus
Molecular function (GO): chromatin DNA binding; transcription coactivator activity
Source: RefSeq, a predicted model, not a curated record
AUGGCGGUGAAUCAGAGCCACACCGAGAACCGUAGUGGAGCCAUCAUCCCCACUGGUGAAAGUCUCUUGAUGCAGACUUCAGAUGUGGAGCUCUCCUUCCCACACCAACCACGGGACACCAACCUUUUUAGUGGUACAAAGAGGGGAACAUUGUUUCUCACUUCAUAUCGGGUAAUUUUCUUGACUGCACAUUCCAUUCAUGAUCCCAUGUUGUCCUUUAUGAUGCCAUUUGACCUGAUGACUAACUGUACCAUUGAACAACCAGUCUUUGGUGCAAAUUACAUUAAAGGAACUAUUCAGUCAGCUCCAUAUGGUGGCUGGGAAGGGCAGGCUAUUUUUAAACUAGUCUUCAGAAGGGGAGGAGCCAUUGAAUUCGCCCAAUUGAUGAUGAGAGCUGCCUCUGCUGCUGCCCGAGGAACUCCACUUAGAACCUUGAAUGACUUCUUCGGCCCUGUACAUAUUUAUGUCGUUAGUGGUCAGGGGAACAUGUGCAGUCCACAGAUGCCUUGUUCAGUGAUAGUCUACAGAGCCCCGCCUGCGGGUUCCGGAUUCCCGCCUCCUGGACAGCAAGCCCCGCCUCCAGGCUAUGGCGUAACGCCUCCGGGAUAUGGAAUCCCGCCUCCGGGACAGCAAGCCCCGCCUCCAGGCUACGCCGUCCCGCCUGAAGAAUAUGGAGGCCCGCCUCCAGGAAACGUCAUUCCGCCUGCGGGAUAUGGAACCUCGCUACCCGGACAGGAAGCCCCGCCUCCAGGAUACAGCGCCCCACCUACAAGCUAUGGAGCUCCGCCUAGGGGUUAUGGGGCCCCGCCUGCGGGCUAUGGAGCCCCGCCUCCAGGCAAGGGAGCCCCGCCUCCACGAUACGGGGCCCUG